AUGACCGAAGUAAGCACAAACACAAACACAAACACAAAUGAUAGUUCUGUGAAGAACAACGAUGAGAAUGAUAAGAAAAAGAAGUUAAAAUUUCAUUCUGGCGGGUCAAAGUCUUCCAUCCUUCCAAAAAUUUUUGGUUCGAAAUGGAGAAAAAGAACUGAUGAAGAAAUAUUUGGGAGAAAUGAAGUUGUUCUUGAUCUUGAAAAGAGGAUUAUUUCAAGGAGGAGAGCAAUUUUUAUGGACGCAUCUCCUUAUAUGACAAAAAGCUUCUCAGAAAGACAUGGAACAACACGCGGGGAAAGCCUCAUACUCUCUAACUUUGAUGGUAGAAUGUCCCCAGUAGCAGAAGUUCAUGAGUGCAGGAUAUUUGUUGCAACAUGGAAUGUGGGAGGUAGAAGCCCUCAUAAUGGCCUCAACCUUGAAGAUUUCUUGCAGGUGGAGGGCUCUUCAGACAUAUAUGUCUUGGGGUUUCAGGAAAUCGUUCCUCUAAAUGCAGGAAAUGUUCUAGUAAGUGAAGACAAUGAACCCGCAGCAAAAUGGCUUGUACUAAUAAACCAGGCCCUUAACACUAACAGACCAUUAGAAGUAGAAUCGAAUUUCCAUUCUUCUGACUCAAACCGUGGCUCAACUCACAACAAUAGCAACACAAAGGAUUAUAAAUCUCAAGGAAGCUUCUUCUCCCAGAAAACUUCUUUCAAAGCUCUAAGAAGGAAGUUGAGGGGAGAUAGUAGCCACCUGAAGAGCUGCAAGUGCAAUAAUUCAUUUCGGGAUAGAAGAAGAAUGACAGAGAUAGACGAACUCCUUCAAAGAGGUGGUGGAACCACAUCUCUCCAAAUCCGUCAUAAGAACUCAAAUGAAGAUCUCUUUUCUGCUACAGAUGGACUUUUAUCGCCGACCCAUGCCAACUACCGCCUUAUAGCCAGCAAACAAAUGGUGGGCCUUUUCCUCUCCGUGUGGGCAAGGAAGGAGCUAGUGCAACAUAUCGGCCACCUCAGACUCACCUGUGUUGGGAGAGGGAUCAUGGGCUACCUUGGUAACAAGGGAUGCAUAGCAAUUAGCAUGACAUUACACGAAACGAGCUUCUGCUUUGUAUGCAGUCACUUGGCUUCAGGAGAGAAGGAGGGAGACGAGCUCAGAAGGAACUCAGAUGUAGCUGAGAUCCUCAAGAGUACGCAGUUCCCCAAGAUCUGCAAGAACGGAAGGAUCCCUGAGAAUAUCUUAGAACACGACCGAGUGAUUUGGCUGGGAGAUUUAAAUUACCGGAUGGCUCUUAGCUAUGAAGAAACGAGGGUCUUAUUGGAGGAUAAUGAUUGGGAUGCUCUUCUUCAAAAAGAUCAGUUGAAUAUAGAGAGGGAAGCCGGAAGAGUAUUCACAGGGUUUAACGAAGGGAGGAUUAUGUUUGCUCCUACCUACAAAUACUCACACAACUCUGACUCUUAUGCUGGAGAGACCAUCAAAUCCAAGAAAAAACGUAGAACCCCUGCAUGGUGUGAUCGAAUAUUAUGGUUUGGCAAAGGCAUGGAACAGUUAUCUUACACCCGUGGGGAGUCAAGAUUCUCAGAUCACAGACCUGUUUGCGCAGUCUUUAUAGCAGAAUCGAAGUUGAGGGACAAUAGCAGGGUUAGGAUGAAGGGAUUCUCAACUCUUGGAACCAGGAUGGAGUAUGAGGAUUGCAUACCUCAAAGACAUAGCUUCUACGAGUUUUGA
Telopea speciosissima is the source of this 1707-nucleotide messenger RNA. RefSeq names its product type I inositol polyphosphate 5-phosphatase 5-like. The transcript is spliced from 10 exons. The record is from RefSeq and is a predicted model, not a curated record. Gene Ontology annotation, biological process: phosphatidylinositol dephosphorylation. NCBI's taxonomy places the organism in Eukaryota, Viridiplantae, Streptophyta, Magnoliopsida, Proteales, Proteaceae. The coding region runs from base 1 to 1707 and encodes 568 amino acids. Gene Ontology annotation, molecular function: phosphatidylinositol-4,5-bisphosphate 5-phosphatase activity; phosphatidylinositol-3,4,5-trisphosphate 5-phosphatase activity; inositol-polyphosphate 5-phosphatase activity.